Messenger RNA from Clupea harengus (Atlantic herring), 4770 nucleotides. It is a transcript of the gene rpgrip1l, whose product is annotated as RPGRIP1 like. NCBI's taxonomy places the organism in Eukaryota, Metazoa, Chordata, Actinopteri, Clupeiformes, Clupeidae. Gene Ontology annotation, biological process: non-motile cilium assembly; retinal rod cell development. The record is from RefSeq and is a predicted model, not a curated record. Gene Ontology annotation, cellular component: photoreceptor connecting cilium.
GGUCAGUAAUUGCUACAAACCCCGAAACGAGAAGAAUUGGUUAGCAACUGUUGUUGUGAUUAACAGGCGGCGCCACUUGGUUGAUUCUGUUUGCUCUGCAGCUAAAUGAAAUAUGUCUAGAUUUGCGGAUGAAACGGCAGGUGACGCUCCAGUCAGAGACAUAUCAUUAAACUUCGCAGGAGUUGGGAUACCAGAACAUCUGACUGCUCAGAAUGCCAAGGCAAGGCAAGCAGUGUCAAAAGUCAGCAGGGAGGAGCUGGAGGAUCGGUACCUCCGCCUGCAUGAGGAAAACCUUUUGCUGAAACAGCACACCCACAAACAAGAGGACAAGAUCAAGAGAAUGGCCACUAAGCUGAUCCGGCUAGUGAAGGACCGUAAACGAAUAGAGCAGACGUCAUCAGGCAUGGUCGCGGGUCGGGAUGUUGAGAUGGAGGAGAUGAUCGAGGAACUUCAGGAGAAGGUCCAUCAGCAAGAAAAACAAAAUGAAGGUCUCAAACAGCGCUUGCUGGCGGCCAAGCAGCAACUUCAGGUGCAGAACCGUCGUCCCACUCCCUAUGGCCACAUUCAGUCACGCGUCAACACAGGCCUCCGCAGGCUGAAGGAUGACUUCCCUACCACACCUCAAGAUGCCAACACUCCCACCAGAGCCACCAGGAGUGCGGACGCAGACAUGGGAGCUCGUCCACCCCACGGCCUGCUUCCACGUUAUGGCCAUAGCUUACUGGAUGAUGCCAGAGCUGAGAUACGAAAUUUAGAGAAUGUGAUUGAGAACCAGGUAGCACAGAUGGAAGAGAUGGAGAGAAUGACGGAAGCAUGCAGGGACCAACUAAGGAGAAAAGAAAGAGAGUAUGAGGAAUCUCUCCUCCAGCUGCGCGGACAGCAGACCAGUGGGCAGAGAUCAACGAUUAAAGAUAAUGUUGAACUGAUCAAACUUCAGAAACAACUGGCUGAGAAAGGGAAUGCUUUUACUGUGCUGGAAGAAAGGUUUUUACAACUUCAAGAGAGCCAGAGGACUCUGAAAGCCAGCCAUGAUGUGGUGAUGGCUAAAAUAGAUGAGCUUACUGAGCAGCUGAAGAGGGAGCGUCUGAAGAACUUGGACCUGGAGGCCCAGUUACAAUCAAAGGUUCUGGAACAGAGGAAGAUCGAGGAGCUGAAAGAGCAGAUUGUGGACCUGGAGAAGGAGAAAGAUCUGCUGAAAGAGAAUUGUGAUAAACUGGUGAAUAGUGCCUUUGACGUGAGCCAGGAGCAGAGAUGGAAGACGAGAGAGAAGCAGCUCAGACUGCAAAUUGCCCAGCUUGAAAUGGCACUGAAAUCAGACCUCACUGACAAGAACGAGAUUCUCAACAAGGUCAAGGCAGAGAGAGAUGCAAAUGAAGCUUUGUCUCAGGAAAACACACAGCUCCAGCUGCGCUAUUUAGAGCAGAAGCAACAACUGGAUGAGAUUCAAGAACGCAUGAAGUUUUUCACAAAGGAGAGUGACGUCGACGCUGCAGAACUCAGUGAGGCACUGAUGCUCAUUAAGGUUCGUAGAGUCCAGAAGAGUGGAGAUCUUGAUUUUCUGGAAAAGGAGCGCAAAGAUGUCAAAGUGGAUUCCAUGAAGGAGUUACAGGCUACCUAUGCUGAGACUGUCCAAGAGCUGGAGAAGACGAGGAACAUGCUCUUCAUGCAACACAAGAUCAAUAAAGACUAUCAGGCCGAAGUUGAAGCCGUUAACCGUAAAUUAGACGACUUGAAGAUGGAGAGUCAAACGAAGCUCGAGAAGCUGGCCCACCUAUUAGACAUGAGAGCUGCUAAAAUCAAGAAACUAGAAGCUCAGCUCCGAGACAUUGCUUAUGGAACCAAAGCCCAUGUGUUCAGACCCGAGGUGACAGAAGAGGACACAGCGGACGAGUUUGAUGAAACCGUCCACCUGGAGAGAGGCGAGAACCUCCUAGAGAUCCACCUUGGCAACGCUCGGUUCUCACCUGAAGCCCUAGGGACCCUGGGGGACCCUGACCCCUCCACCUUCUGUACGUUCGCCUUCUAUGACUAUGAGAUCCAGUCCACCGCAGUGGUGCAGGGCGCCCACCCGGCCUACAACUUCACCUCCCAGUACCUGGUCCGCAUGGACGAACUCCUCCUGCAGCACCUUCAUACCAGCACUGUUGCUGUGGAAACCCAACUGGCAGAAGGUCUGGACUAUCGGACGGUGGCCGCUGGUCAUUUGCGACUGAGCCAGGUGUUGGACCGCAGUGGGAAGGUGUUCGGUACCUUACACCUUGUGGGUGUUGAAGGGGAAACCCAGGCUUUCGGCACUCUGGACUACUGGGUCCGGCUGAGGGUUCCUAUGGACCAGGCCAUCCGCCUCUACAAAGAGCGGAUUAAAGCCAUGGGCUACCUGGGCUCCAGCAUGCCUGAGGACGGUCAGGUACGGCCUCACAAAUCAGACAGUCCCUCCGUGAAUCCCUCCCCAUCUCUCACGGAGGGAGGCCUCAAUGAGCUGUACGUCACAGUGCGCUGUUGCACCAUCACAAAGUCUCACGAUCUGAACUGUCAGCCCAGCCCGUAUGUGGUCUACAAACUCUACGACUUCCCCGAUCAUGAUACCCCAAUCAUCACUAGCAGUAAUAAUGUAUUUGACAACUGCAAGGCCUUCCCACUGGAGAUGAACUCUGACCUCGAUCGCUACCUCAGGACAGAGGCGCUCUUCUUCUAUGUAUUUGAUGACCAGGAUGUAGGUGGACAGUUGUACUUGGGAAAAGCCAGAGUUCCCCUGUUAUCCCUUGCCCAUGAUAAGUGCAUUACUGGGACAUUUGAGAUGGCCGAUCCGGCGGGGUGUGCUAGUGGUCACCUUGAGGUCAUGCUCAAAUGGAGGUACACUUACCUCCCGCCCCCAGAGUCCGCAGUGACCCCUGACCAGGCCAAGGUCAUAGCCAAAAACACACUGACCAAACUAACCGCCAAAGAAAACUCUUCAGACAAAGAGCAAAAGGAGGAGAGAGAAGAAGAGGAGCCAAAAGAUAAAGCACCUCCUCAGACACCUCACAGCACACUCUCUGGGACUCCAUUACCUAAACCCAGACAGUACCUCACCAUAAGGGCACCCAGCAAGAAAGUCUCCUUUGAGGGCUUCACGACAGAGGAUCCUCCAGUGGAGGAGAGUGGUCCCUCUGGGUCUGAACACAGCAUGACCGUCACACCGGAGACCACCCGUGUCCCAGCAGCACCGCAGAUUGAAAGGGCCGUGGAGGUUAUGCAACCGGCACGUGCGGAUGAGGGAGAGGAGGACGAGGAUGAGGAAGAGUCCCAUUUCUCUGAGGGCCAGGUCAUUGGAUCCAGUUCUCUCUCCAUCUCUGAGGAGUCCGAAAUAUCUGAGGAAAUACCCAAGCAAGAAAUGGAUGAACAGCAGAUGGAUUCUUCUGAUGUGAAUGAAUUGAUCCUGUCCGAUAGUGAUGACUGCAUUGUUCCGGGUCAUAAUACACAGAGUCGGAAGCAGCCAUCAGAGCGGAUCCGUGUGGAGGUGGUGUCGUUGACGCUGUGUGCCGCCUCCAGGCUGGCUGACGAUAGGAACAUCGCACGGCUGUUUGUGGAGUACUCCUUCUUGGAUCUGCCCUCUAUUGAAACCCCUCUGUCACUGCCCAAGCCCCUGGCUGGACAAAGCAUUCACUACAAUUACAGCAAUGUCAUUCAUGUAGAUGUGGAGAGGAACCAGGCACGGCGGCAAGCUCUCAGGGCACUGUUGGAGGGCAGGACCAAGCAUUUGGAGAGGAUCAGGUUCACGGUGGUGAGCGACCCCCCGGAGGAGGAGGAGCAGGAGCAGGAGUGUGAGGAUGUGGGCGUGGCCUAUCUGAGGAUUCCUGACAUUCUAGAGAGACAGCGGGACAUGGUGGAUGUCUCUCUAAACAUUGUGAACAUUACCGAUAGCAGUGAGGUGGUCGGCACCCUGAAGGUGACCGUUGAGGCUCUCGAUGCCUUGAAGUCCAUCAUGGAGGAUCCUGACCACGACCACCCCACGUCUACCCCACCGGCACAAGCUUAGAACCGGGAGCAAUACAGCUCUAUUUGAUUACAUGUCCCUGUGUGUGCACAAGCUUAGAACCGGGAGCAAUACAGCUCUCUUUGAAUACAUGUACCUGUGUGUGUGCACGUAGCCACAUGGAUUUUAGGUCAUAUGAAUUAAACAAGAGGUUCUGUUCACUGUGGUGCAGGCAGUUCACAUGGCACCCUGGAGUUAAGAGGCGUGUAAUGAUGUUAGUGUUCAGAAUGAAAGGCCUUCUUCUCCAUCUGUUCUGCCCCGGGCGGAAGUGUUUGACGGCAGCUCGUCCAGUUGCACUGAGCAUUGAGGUUUAACGGAAUGUCUGAUAAGCCUUAUUAGUGCGUUUUCUACUAAAUGGCGUUAUUUAUUAAUGGAUUAAAACUUGGCUUUAAUAGGAUUUAAUUUAGCUGUUUAAAAUGCUAAUGUAAGUCUUCAUGGCCGUUGAACCUCAUCAACUGAUGAAUAGUUCUACAUUGUUUCAGCUUCAUCCAGUAGAAAACAAGGACAUUGGUUUCAACCACUUCUUGAUCAUGUGUCAUUCCAAGGGAUCAAGAAAUAAGGCAAAUAGCGUAGCAAUCAGUGCAUUUUUAAUGUAUGCAUUCGAUUUUUAAUGUAUGUAUUUCUUAUUUAUUGAAGAGUUUGGAUAUACAGUGAAAUGUUGAUAUAUGUUGAGAGGUCUCUGUGGUGCAAAAUCUGUGUUCAUGAUGAAAUCUGAAGAACAUGAAAUAAAGUGUGUCACAACGACACUUAUAUUG